Messenger RNA from Lindgomyces ingoldianus, 1404 nucleotides. Its product is annotated as cytochrome P450. The coding region runs from base 1 to 1404 and encodes 467 amino acids. The transcript is spliced from 5 exons. The record is from RefSeq and is a predicted model, not a curated record. Gene Ontology annotation, molecular function: oxidoreductase activity, acting on paired donors, with incorporation or reduction of molecular oxygen; heme binding; monooxygenase activity. Lineage: Eukaryota; Fungi; Ascomycota; Dothideomycetes; Pleosporales; Lindgomycetaceae.
AUGCUGCAACUCAGCGCACGCUCAAUAACAACUCUCAUACUCACAAUCUUCACUUAUUACCUCGUCAAAUGGACAUACAAUGCCUUUUUCCACAAACUAUCCAAGAUACCGGGACCUCUCAGCUGGCGAGCGUCUCGGCUUCCCUUCAUCAAGUCAUUUUUGCAAGGCACCAUCAUUCAUGACAUUGAGCGGCUUCAUGAAAGAUAUGGACCAAUCCUCCAGAUUGCGCCAGACGAACUGACCUUCGCCCAUCCCGACGCUUGGAACGAUAUUCUACAAGCUCGCCCCAGCCAUCAACAAUUCCCGAAAGAUCCCCAAUGGUGGCAACACGCCGGGCCACCAUCUCUUAUAAGCACAUUAGAUCCUCAAAAUCACGCCCGCAUGCGCAAGACACUCGCACCUGGUUUCACAGAACGCGCACUACGAGAACAGGAACCGAUCCUGCUCCAAUACGUCAACUUGCUAAUUGAAGGGUUACGUGGCAAGAUCAUUGCAAACAAGAAAGAGGGGGCAGGUGGAACAGUCAUCAACGAUUCUGAGUUCCAUCCAUGGAUUGCCAUGCUUUUCAACAGCGUCAAAGGAGCGUCCUUCGUAUCAGCUGCAAAAUGCAUCCCGCCGCGCUUAAAGAAAAUGCAGAACAAUCACUUCAAGUUCAUCGCCAACAAAGUAGGGCGCAGGAUGAACUGGGAAGCAGAAAGAUCCGAUAUUAUUGGCCACGCGCUGAAAGAGACGAAAGAGGGCAAAGGAAUGUCACGAGAUGAGAUCGACUCGACAUUCGCGAUCAUGGCCACCGCCGGAAGCGAGACAACUGCAACGGUCCUGGGUGGCACAAUAAAUUACUUGGCCAACAAUCCGGACAAAUGCAAGCUUCUGGCGCAAGAAAUCCGAUCCAGCUUCAAAAGUAAAAUCAAAAUCACCAUGGUCAAGGUCAGAGAUCUGAAAUAUCUCAACGCAGUAAUAAACGAAGCACUACGUCUCUGCCCACCAGUGCCUUGGAUUCUACCUCGGUUGGUGCCAUCGGCUGGAGAUAUAGUCUGUGGAACGUGGCUCCCAGGAGGUACUCGAGUAUCAAUCCAAGCAUACUCCCUGCAUCGGAACCCAAGUUGUUUCCACGCAGCUUCAUCAUUUAUCCCAGAGCGAUGGCUUGCAGAAAAUAGCGAGAAUAUGGAUUCGCCAUUUUUCAAUGACAGACGUGAUGCCGUACAAACUUUUAGUGUAGGACCUCAAGCAUGCAUGGGAAAAGGUCUCGCAUGGGCGGAGAUGCAGCUAAUCCUUGCUAAAUUCUUCUGGAACUUUGAUAUGAGUGCUGUAGAAGGGGAGAAACUGCGUUGGGAGGAUCUACGGACGUUUCUCUUGGUAGAGAAACGGCCCAUCCGAGUUGUACUAAAGGUUAGAGCCUCAUGA